AUGACUAAAGACAUGGAGCACCACCUGGACUUGGAGCAACACCAGGACAUAGACAGCAUCUUGCCCACUGCUGACAAAGUGAUGGAAAAACCCUCUUUUGCACCAGCGGACAUCCGUCGCUACUUUGCCACAAGAUUCUCAGAGUUGAUUCCAACGAAAGAGUACAUGAAUGCAAACAGAGACCUCUUGAACCCAUUGCCUGGUUUGAAGGAAAUCACCUGGAAACAAUGGAAGUUCAUUCUCUGUGCGUUCAUGGGAUGGACUUGGGACGCAUUUGACUUUUUCACCAUCUCUCUUAACGUUCAUGUUUUAUCUGAGCAGUUGCACAAAUCCACAACUGACAUCACUUGGGCAAUCACUUUGGUUCUUAUGUUGAGAUCUGUUGGUGCGUUUUUGUUUGGUUACUUGGGUGACCGGUACGGUACCAAGUGGCCCUUUGUCGUUAACUUGGCAUUGAUGAUGUGUGUUCAAAUUGGAUGUUCCUUCAUCUCCACCUUUAAGCAGUUUUUGGGUGUCAGAGCAAUUUUUGGUGUCAUCAUGGGAGGUAUCUACGGUAACGCUGCUGCUCUUGCCUUAGACGAUUGUCCUCCACGUGCAAAAGGUUUUAUUUCUGGUUUCCUUCAACAGGGUUACGCCUUUGGUUAUUUAUUGGCUGUUAUUUUCACUAGAGCUUUGGCUGACACUCAACGCCAUAAGUGGAAAGCCAUGUACUGGUUUGCUGCUUGUGUUUCCUUUUUAAUCACUGUUGCUAGAGCCUUGUUGCCUGAGACUAAUGCUUUCAAGCAAAAGAAAUUGAAGAUUAUUUUGGAGAGAGAAUCUGGCAUCGUCCCAGACAGUUUCUGGAAGAAGGCUGGAAAAGCUCUCAAGAUUUACUGGCUUAUGAUGAUUUACAUGAUCUGCUUGAUGGCAGGUUUCAACUUUAUGUCGCAUGGCUCCCAGGAUUUGUAUCCUACUUUCUUGACCCAACAAUUGGAGUUUUCAAGCGACAAAUCUACAGUUACAAACUGUGUUGCCAACAUUGGUGCCAUUAUUGGAGGUCUUAUCGUGGGUCACUUUUCCAACUUCGUGGGAAGAAGAUUGUCUAUCAUCAUCUGUUGUAUCGGUGGCGGUGCAAUGAUUUACCCUUGGGCUUUCGUGAGAAACACUGGUAUCAAUGCUGCCGUGUUUUUCUUGCAAUUUUUCGUUCAAGGUGCCUUUGGUGUUAUUCCAGCUCACUUGUCGGAGUUAGCUCACCCUGAAUUCAAAUCUUUCAUCGUUGGUAUGGCUUAUCAAUUGGGUAAUUUGGCAUCUUCUGCUUCCUCCACAAUCGAAUCCCAAUUAGGUAAGCACUUCUUGAUCAAGAAUAAGCACGGUGAAAUUAUUCACGAUGAUGGAAAAGUGAUGGCCAUUUUCGUUGGUGCUGUUUUUGCUUACAACUUGGUCGUGACAUUCUUAGGCCCAGAGAACAGAAACAUUCACCUGGAAAUCGACAACAAGGAGAACUACAAUAAGUUUGUCGGAGACUUAAAGGCAAACUCAGAGGUAAAAGAGAAUGUCAGCGCUUCUGAAGGCGAAACGCGGUAG
This is a messenger RNA of Clavispora lusitaniae ATCC 42720, 1563 nucleotides long. RefSeq names its product Major Facilitator Superfamily protein. Gene Ontology annotation, biological process: plasma membrane lactate transport. NCBI's taxonomy places the organism in Eukaryota, Fungi, Ascomycota, Pichiomycetes, Serinales, Metschnikowiaceae. Gene Ontology annotation, molecular function: secondary active monocarboxylate transmembrane transporter activity. The record is from RefSeq and is a predicted model, not a curated record.